AUGGCGAAAUUUAUAGGAGCACCGUUGGCAAUUUGCACUCUAAUUCUGCAGCUUAUUGGUUUCAUAGACGCAUUGGAGUAUGAUUUCAUUAGUGGUAUGAGUUCCUUGGAUACCAAUCCCCUGGUUGCAUACAACAUAAACAUGGAUGACAUUGGGAUGGCAACUCUGGCAUGCCCACGCCAAGUCAACGGUGCUGACUAUGUAUGGCAUCACCAAACAAAUGCUGAUAAUGACGACAUUCUCACAAUUCAUGUAAUUGACGACGGUAAGUUCCACUCCGUCCCUUUUUCGAGCGUGGUGGUCACCGAAGCACCACGUCCAUAUGUUCGGAAAGUGCCAAAGGAGUCGCAAACAGAGUUGCAUAUUGAUCUAAUGGAUGACGAUAUAUAUGCCAUUACUGCAGAACGUUUGGUAUUUAUUUGUGGUCCUAGAGAUUUGGUAUUGGGUGAGGCGCUGCAAGCCCAACUUGCUCGCCUACAAGAGAUUUAUGAAAUAGAAGUUUAUUCAUGGGAAUUUAGGACGCCAUUGAUUGAAGAAAUAGCCAAGAUAGGUGGAAGCUUGGGUGUUGUAUUCUUGCACAGAGGCCUCAAGCACAAACUUCUGCAGGGCUGUGGAAGCCGCCCUUCACCACUGUUUGCUUCGGAUUAUGUUACCGUGGACUCCGAAACGGGCACACGGUCGUGUAUGGUAGAUCCGAUGUCAGAAUCGCCCAUAGGCUUCAUUUGUCAAGGGCGUAUUGAACCUGAUGAUUGCAUGAGGUAUCUCAUCGACAGUACGGACAGAGUUGUGCCUGCCCCUACACCACAUUUAUAUAAGCAUGUAUAUAAUCGUGGAAAUUGGGUUAUAGCGCAAUAUUUUAAUGGCGUAGCAUUACCCCGUUUCAACGGCGAAUGCCGAUGCAUAGAUCCUGGGACUGGUCACGUCAAGGCAAGAAUGGAGAUUCGUUGGAAAACUGAAUACGUUUGUGACAUUGCUAGCAUGGUUGUCCGUAACAGGGUCAAGCCUAUUAUUGGCCCCUGGUGUUCAGUGAUGCUACAUCCGGGUGCUACGUUGACCAUAAAGUUGCCAAAACAGACAGACAAAUUUGCUGCUACCGGCGAGGAAUACGAAGACGACGUUGAAGAUAUCGACGAUGAUGCUUCGACAGUCCCAUUAUCGCAACUUCCAUCUACCCAUGCAUACGACAGUGAAUUCAAGCCGGACACGGCGUUGACGCUACGCCGAAGACAAACAAUUCAUGACAUCAAUCUUUACGACGAAAUCUGGAUCAACGAAGUUUUUACUGGCGACGUGCUCGAAGUAGAUGUUUCACAAAUGGAGAGAGGAGAGGUGAAGCUGAAGUACCGUAUGGACAGACCUCUGGCGUUACGAAGAGGAUACAACUCGUUCUUAUAUCACUGGACAUUCAUAUCUAGAAACGAAAAUGUUCUCGAGAAAAUACGCGCUGUGGUGAACGUCUCAUUUGCGCCUACUUAUUGCUACAAUAUUAUUGGUAGUGACCGAUGGAAACUAGGUAUGUUUAAUCCGGCACAUGAUAUUGGAUCGCUUACGAUUAGAGACAUGCGGAAUGGUAUGGCGUUAACAUCUGAAUGGCUGUUGAAUGUCAUGAGUGGCGAGAAACAAGCCGGCAUUCAAUGCGGACCCAAUGAGGAGCUGUUUCCAGACAAUUGCGAGUCCACAGGAUACGAUCUUUCCUCCAAUCAGGUUGCGCCAUUCCCUACAUCUGUGCGCAAUGUCACACUUUACCCCGUUCGAGGAUUUCAGGUAUUCGCCAUGAGCUUCCAAAAUGUGCCCGUCAGUCACUCUUGCAGUUGUGUCAAUGAACAUGGAUACGAGACAUCCAGACUUAUUUUGAGAUCCAACCGUCGUGAAGAGUACACGUACACAGUACGUCGUGAAGAGGCAUAUCAAAGGUCGCUGCCUUACUCAUUACUGCCCUGGAGUGAGGUGGCAUUAUUUUACGGUGUCUCCAAUCCUAUGCGAUCAAUUGUGCUACACAACAUGCCCCAGAGACCUAUAAAGCUACAUUCGGGCACAGAAUUCUUCAUGCGGUGUGUUGUGGAUCACGCGUUGUACAACGGUGAGAAUAACGCCGCCGCACUACCUCUAUGGUUGCCAUAUUAUAUUCGAUACAACCAUUACAAAGUAUAUACUACAGCGGAAGGAGAUAUGCUGAUUCCAAAGCGAAACGAAGAUAGAAUCGCAGGCUCAAAAAGUGGACUAGACAUCAUUAUGUCAGAAUAUACAGACGAACAUUGUGAUUUGAUGAUCAAAUCCAAUAGCGGCGCAAUUUUGGUAUCUAGGGAUCCAGAUCACUCGGAAUAUGUGCCGAUGACACUCAUUUGCGGCAAGGAGAUUCUAGAAUCAGAUUUUGGUCAAAUCAACGAUGACGCGUCUGCAGCUGACAUUCCUCUGCCUUUAACUCCGUUAGAGGAAUACACGUGGAACGUAAUCCAAAUUGACGUAGAGAUGACGGACCCCUACAUGCAAGGCUGCGGCGUUACGUACGAAUCAGAUAAGCUUUUCAAGCCUGAGACACCCAAACUCUACGAUUCUAUUGGACAAGACGUCGGUUGCAGGAUAGACCUUCAAGCUGCCAAGGAAGCGGCGUUCUACUGCCCGGCGCCGUACGUACUCGACCCACCUGACUGCUUCAACCAAGUGUUAGUGAAGGGUGAAACAAAGAACGUCACCGAUGUAAGCAAGUCGUUGGGUGCAUCGCACACUAAUCACUUUGUGACACUGAAGUUCAACAGCGAACUCGUAGGACCCCGGGAGACUCUGCGCCAGACGACUCCGUUGGAGUGCCGCUGCGUCACCGUUAAGGGUAUCGUCCUGUCUACCAUACAGAUUGAGAACUACUACUCCAAGUAA
Babesia bigemina is the source of this 2874-nucleotide messenger RNA. RefSeq lists its product as hypothetical. The coding region runs from base 1 to 2874 and encodes 957 amino acids. The transcript has a single exon. The record is from RefSeq and is a predicted model, not a curated record. NCBI's taxonomy places the organism in Eukaryota, Apicomplexa, Aconoidasida, Piroplasmida, Babesiidae.